Messenger RNA from Daldinia vernicosa, 750 nucleotides. RefSeq lists its product as uncharacterized. Bases 37 to 585 code for a protein of 182 amino acids. Gene Ontology annotation, biological process: mitochondrial respiratory chain complex IV assembly. The transcript has 3 exons. Lineage: Eukaryota; Fungi; Ascomycota; Sordariomycetes; Xylariales; Hypoxylaceae. The record is from RefSeq and is a predicted model, not a curated record. Gene Ontology annotation, cellular component: mitochondrion; mitochondrial inner membrane.
CGUAGAAAUUCAAGCUUAGUAUUUUCAGCGCCAGUGAUGGCGCAACACGACAACGAGUCUUCAAGGGUGCGAGGCCCUCCACCUGGGGCAACAGGUCCUCCUGACCACGUUAAGAAACCGCAGAUCUACGAAAUAUUCCCCAGUUCAAACCCCGAAGGCCAUACGGGCGAAUCCAAGGAGGGGCAAAAGAGCACUCCUGAACCCACAAUCAAGGACGGGAUCCAGUCCAUCAAAUCCGACGAUUUCCUCAAUGUACAUAAAAUCCCGUGUGCCCGCCAGGGCCUUAUGACGGGCAUCGGAUCGGGUGCGGUAGUAGGAAUGGGUCGAUAUAUUGUAGGAGGGACGAUACCAAAAGCAACAAACUGGGCUUUUGGUGCAUUUUUCUUGGGCUCCAUAAUUCAAUGGGAAUACUGCCGUGCGCAACGAGCGAACGAGCGCAUAGCCAUGGCGCGCAUAGUUGAGGUCAUGGAUAAAAAGCAAGCCGAGAAAAAGGUGCAAGCUGAAGAAGCUGCAAGGUUAAAAUUGGAAGCAGAAAAAGCAAGGCAAGACGCUGCUACAAAGAAAAGCUGGUAUAAAUUUUGGUGAUUUCGGUCGACUUGCCGACGUUAUAACAAAAAUAAGGAAUCGCUACUGUACUAUAGAAAUUCAGGUCUUGGCUCUGUUGGUGUGACCUAUAGAGAUACCGAAUCCGAAGCUAUAUAGUUUUAGGUUAUUUCGCAAAAGCAUAAAGAAAGUCGAAUAGGGUUCAAA